AUGGCGCACGCAGACCACACACGAGAUCCCUGCCCGUGGGUUAUCCUGAACGACUUCGGUGGAGCGUUUGCUAUGGGUGCGGUGGGCGGCACCAUCUGGCACGGUAUUAAAGGAGCGCGCAAUUCGCCUCGCGGUGAGCGUCUGCCUGGUUCGCUGUCCGCGAUCAAGGCGCGCGCUCCGGUGCUCGGCGGAAACUUUGGCGUUUGGGGCGGAAUGUUCUCCUCGUUUGAUUGCGCUGUCAAAGGCAUCCGUCAAAAAGAAGAUCCCUGGAACGCCAUCAUCGCUGGCUUCAUGACUGGUGGCGGACUGGCAAUUCGAAGCGGACCCAAAACAGCUAUCGGAAGCGGCAUCAUGUGCGGCAUCCUGCUCGGCGUGUUCGAAGGCGUAGGCGUGCUCAUGCAAAGGAUGAUGGCCGAGGGGAAUAAACAGGUCGCUCCCAUCAUUCCGGAUACCCUACCUGGCUCAGCACCAGCCGGCUCGCCCGCAUUGUCAGGCGCACAAUAG
Mycosarcoma maydis (corn smut) is the source of this 504-nucleotide messenger RNA. Its product is annotated as putative protein transporter TIM17. The transcript has a single exon. The record is from RefSeq and is a predicted model, not a curated record. Gene Ontology annotation, biological process: protein import into mitochondrial matrix. Gene Ontology annotation, cellular component: TIM23 mitochondrial import inner membrane translocase complex; mitochondrial inner membrane. Gene Ontology annotation, molecular function: transmembrane protein transporter activity. The coding region runs from base 1 to 504 and encodes 167 amino acids. NCBI's taxonomy places the organism in Eukaryota, Fungi, Basidiomycota, Ustilaginomycetes, Ustilaginales.